AUGUCUCUCCACGUUCCCAUGGCCCAUCGCUCCAGGGAUCAGGGCGGUGCCACAAAGGCCGUCAUCCUGGUCGGUGGUCCUUCUCGAGGAACUCGCUUCCGCCCUCUUUCUCUCGACGUGCCCAAGCCUCUGUUCGAAGUCGCCGGCCACCCCAUCAUCUGGCACUGCCUGUCCUCCAUCGCUCGCGUUCCCAACAAGCAGAUCCAGGAGGUCUACAUCAUCGGCUACUACGACGAGUCCGUCUUCCGCGACUUCAUCAGAGACUCUGCCAAGGAGUUCCCCGACAUCACCAUCAAGUACCUGCGCGAGUACGAGUCUCUUGGAACUGCUGGUGGUCUGUACCACUUCCGCGAUGCUAUUCUCAAGGGCCGCCCUGAGCGCCUCUUUGUCCUCAACGCCGAUGUCUGCUGCUCUUUCCCUCUCGAGGAGAUGCUCAAGCUUUUCAACGACAAGGAUGCCGAGGCCGUCAUUCUCGGAACCCGUGUGAGCGACGAGGCUGCUACAAACUUUGGUUGCAUCGUUUCCGAUUCUCACACUCGCCGUGUUCUUCACUACGUCGAGAAGCCCGAGGGGCGCAUCAGCAACCUCAUCAACUGUGGUGUUUACCUCUUCUCCACUGAGGCCAUCUUCCCCUCUAUCCGUUCCGCCAUCAAGCGCCGCCUCGACCGCCCCUCUCGUCUCGUUUCCUACCCCUCUUCCGAUAACCUCGAGAACAGCUACAUUGCCCCCAACGACGAUGACGAGGACGAGGAGAAGAAGCGCGAGGUCAUUCGCCUGGAGCAGGACAUCCUGUCCGAUAUGGCCGAUAGCAAGCAGUUCUACGUCUACGAGACCAAGGACUUCUGGCGUCAGAUCAAGACUGCUGGCUCUGCUGUUCCCGCCAACGCCCUGUACCUUCAGAAGGCCGCUCAAUCCGAGUCCGCCGGGGAGCUCGCCACCCCCAGCGCCAACAUCGUUCCUCCUGUCUUCAUUCACCCUACCGCCACAGUUCACCCUACUGCCAAGCUCGGCCCCAACGUGAGCAUUGGACCCCGCGUCGUUGUUGGCGCUGGUGCCCGUGUGAAGGAGAGUAUCGUUCUCGAGGACUCUGAGAUCAAGCACGACGCCUGUGUCCUCUACUCCAUUAUUGGCUGGGGUAGCCGCGUCGGUGCUUGGGCUCGUGUUGAGGGUACCCCCACUCCUGUCGGCAGCCACUCAACCAGCAUCAUCAAGAACGGUGUCAAGGUCCAGAGCAUUACCAUCCUGGGCAAGGACUGUGGUGUCGGCGACGAGGUCCGCGUUCAGAACUGUGUCUGCUUGCCCUACAAGGAGCUGAAGAGGGAUGUCGUCAACGAAGUCAUCAUGUAA
Fusarium coffeatum is the source of this 1347-nucleotide messenger RNA. RefSeq lists its product as uncharacterized. Gene Ontology annotation, cellular component: cytoplasm. Bases 1 to 1347 code for a protein of 448 amino acids. NCBI's taxonomy places the organism in Eukaryota, Fungi, Ascomycota, Sordariomycetes, Hypocreales, Nectriaceae. The transcript has 3 exons. Gene Ontology annotation, biological process: biosynthetic process. The record is from RefSeq and is a predicted model, not a curated record.